Anguilla anguilla (European eel) is the source of this 712-nucleotide messenger RNA. Its product is annotated as norrin-like. Gene Ontology annotation, biological process: Wnt signaling pathway. The record is from RefSeq and is a predicted model, not a curated record. NCBI's taxonomy places the organism in Eukaryota, Metazoa, Chordata, Actinopteri, Anguilliformes, Anguillidae. Bases 296 to 712 code for a protein of 138 amino acids. The transcript has 3 exons.
GGGGAGACAAAAAGUGAAUUGUUGGAGAAACUCAGCUCCAUUUGAUGCCGAUGCUGGAUUACCUCACAUCUACAGCCCGGGAGAAGGUCGAGGCAGAUGGGGAACCAGAAAAGAUGGAGGCGUUUGCUGCUGGGACCUCCCGUACCUUCCCGUUCCUCAGCGUGAGAUCCGGGGGUGCGAGCAGCGCUGUUCACAGCCUUCUGUGAAAAGGAGUUUGGGAGGAGGGGGGCUGCCUGCCUGUUAGCAAAGUGGAAGCGAGCCGCUUCCUUCUCAGUACACCCCAAGCAGAGUCAACAUGAAGACCCCGGGCUCCCUGAGACAACCUGGAGCCAUGCUUCUGUUGGUCAUCUGCCCCCUGCUGGCCAUGCUGCAAGGUGCGACCAGUAAAGCUGAGAGUGGACACCUGGGCGACUCUGACCCAGACAGGUGCAUCAGGCACCACUUUGUGGAGACCAUCACCCAUCCCAUCUACAAGUGCAACUCCAAGAUGGUGCUCCUGGCCCGCUGCGAGGGCCACUGCGGCCGCACCUCCCGCUCCGACCCGCUGGUCUCCUUCAGCUCGCUGCUGAAGCAGCCCUUCAAGAGCACCUGCUUCUGCUGCCGCCCCCACACCUCCAAGCUGAAGGCCGUGCGGCUGCGCUGCUCCGGCGGUACCCGCAUCACCGCCACCUACCGCUACAUCCUGGCGUGCGGCUGCGAGGGGUGCAGCUGA